UCUGCAGGAUUCGUCUCGCAGAAUUCAACGAGUAGUCAACCGUCUAGUCAAGUAAAUGACGGCAUUUUUUCAUCAUGUUCUAGUAUUAAAGAAUCUUCUUCAUGGAUACAGAUUGACAUUAGGGAAAUGAGUAUGGUGUCGGAAAUAAUUCUUAUUUUCGGUGGAAACACUACACAAGAAGGUAUUCAUACCAUUUACGCGUCAAACACGAGUGGUUUAAUAGGAAAUGAAACUAUUAUAUAUAGGAAUGAAUCUUUACCAAGUGAAAUCAACAUCAGUGCUGUGUUAAGAUAUAUAGUGUAUGCUCCCCCUACUCAGAGAAAUAUUUCUGAAGUAUGUGAAAUCGGGAUUGCUGGUUGCCCCCCUUCGAAUUUUGGACCUCUUUGUACUAAACUGUGUCCAGUUAACUGUAGUGGACCUUGUGACCUUAAAACCGGUCAUUGCAUAUUUGGCUGUUUGAAUGGAUGGCUCGGUGAAACAUGUGAACUAGACCCUACAUGUUACCACAUCACUCUUACAGAGAUUUACGUUUUGAAGUGUUCACCAGAAAUUUAUCAGGUAUAUCCAUCAAGCGGACCUAUAAAUGGUGGUACAUUAGUGACGAUUACUGGAAAAUACCUUGGAAAUGUCAAUGAUGAUAUAUUUGUUGAUCUUAAAGGGGUUGAAUGUCAAAACGUCACAGUCCAAACACCUUAUACAAAGUAAAGAUAAACAUAAAUUAAUACAAGUAUAUUUCGUAAAAAUGAAGUAGACAUGUAUGUUGUGUACAAUUAUGAUUUGUUCAUAACGAGUUUUCAUGAUAUUGAAACUCUGCUGGUAAGCCAAAUUUAGCUUUAAAAAUGAACUUUCUUCGUGUUGUUCUCACAAAUUUGAAUACUUCAGCUUAAUAUUAAGUGUUGUUUACUUUGGAAAUAUAGCUUCACAAUAACUCAUCAGAUACACAUGAACAUGUAUUGAUAGCUGCUAUGUAUAUGUGAUCGCUUAUAAUAGAUUCUUAGUCCCACAAUAUACCUACGUUAUAA
This is a messenger RNA of Mytilus californianus (California mussel), 1022 nucleotides long. Its product is annotated as teneurin-1-like. The record is from RefSeq and is a predicted model, not a curated record. NCBI's taxonomy places the organism in Eukaryota, Metazoa, Mollusca, Bivalvia, Mytilida, Mytilidae. The transcript has 5 exons. Bases 127 to 705 code for a protein of 192 amino acids.